Zychaea mexicana is the source of this 728-nucleotide messenger RNA. RefSeq lists its product as uncharacterized. Gene Ontology annotation, molecular function: coenzyme A diphosphatase activity. The record is from RefSeq and is a predicted model, not a curated record. The coding region runs from base 51 to 578 and encodes 175 amino acids. Lineage: Eukaryota; Fungi; Mucoromycota; Mucoromycetes; Mucorales; Lichtheimiaceae. The transcript is spliced from 3 exons.
UGUACCUUUUUCUGUGCUGUUUCAAUUAUUUCUCAGAGCAGAUAGAAACAAUGCAAGCAGCCCUGAGAACCCUUAUUCAACAGCUGCAAGCUCAUCGUCCGCUACAUAUCGAAUCGCCAGCUGAGCAACCACGACGAGCUGGAGUUGCUGCCAUUCUACGAUGUCGUCCUUCUUCACACCAAAAACAACCUGUUGAUGCCAAACCUGCUUCUACCAUUAAAGAAUUUCUAGAUCAACCGUGGGUUAAUGACAGUGAACCUGAAUUGUUGUUUAUCCAGCGAGCCACACGAGCUACCGACAGAUGGUCAGGUCAUGUCGCAUUUCCAGGAGGAAAGGAUGAGCCGGGUGAAAAUGACGAACAGACGGCAGUGAGAGAAACCAUGGAAGAAAUUGGACUUGACCUAGCAAGCCCAGCGUUUUUGCCUGUGGGGACGUUGGAUGCUCGGGAGAUUUCAAACAUGAAGGGCGAAUUGAUGAUGGUUUUGGUGCCACACGGUAAACUUCGGAAGAAUAUGAUGGGGAUGGGGGGUUUUUGGAUGAUAAAGGGGGUAGUAGUAGUAGAAGUGGGGUAUAAUUAAUCAUUUGGGUUUAUGUCGGCUUGUUCUAGUGUAUAUUCAGGUGGUACCCGAUACCCCUCCUUUGACCAUCCAGGAAUCCGAAGUCGCUGCUGUUCAAUGUAAAAUGAUGACCCUUUGCAACAACAACAGAAGCAACAUGAAAGUAAUAGC